CCAGAGAACAGAUUGCAGCCUAUCAGUAUCAAGGACCUCACCCUUCCUGGCUGGAGUGUAGAGACCCAAGGAAGCUUCUCCUCCUGUUCUCUUGGCUCCCCUUCCCGCCUGGACCCAGACAGCACGGCCUGCACAUGGACCCGAAUGAGUCUCUGGACCCAGAACCUGGGGAUCUCUCCUCUGUUCUCCUGCAACCUCUGCUCCCGGAGCCCAGCCUCCCCCAAUGCUUCGAUGUUUCCGAGGUCCAGGAAGAAACGUCCCUGGAGCAUGAGGCGGAUUCCGCCGGACUCCACAGCCCGGGCAGCCAGGAGGAUGACCUUAAGAUUAUUUGCAGAACUUUGGAGGAACAGAUGGAUAUCAGACCAGAGGUGGUGUGCAAGUCCCGGGGAGACUGCCCGGAUGGCAAAGUCCCUGACCUAGAUCUGCAGAGGCCGGACAAGUUCAGAAAGCACUUCUUCAGCUCCAUCGCUGCGGGGGAUCUGGAGGCUGUGAGGAAGCAGCUGGAGGAGAUUCUCCGGCACAAACUGAAGCUCAGUGGCCCCGAGCUCCUAGAGGAGGUCACGGGGAAGACGUGUCUGAUGAAGGCUCUGCUGAGGUCUCAGGACAAGAAGGAGAAAGCCGUGGAGGACAUGGUCAUGCUCCUGCUGCACCACGCCCAGGACUCGGGGGACCUGCCCGAGCUGCUCAACGCCUCCUACACCGACAAGGUCUAUCGCGGACAGACAGCCUUGCACAUCGCCAUCGAGAGGGGCCUGAAGGACAUUGUCAAGCGGCUGGUGGAGUGGGGGGCUGACCUUCAGGCCAGGGCCACGGGCUUGUUCUUCCACCCCAACCCCGUCUCAGAGGAUUGCUUCUAUUUUGGGGAAUACCCGCUGUCCCUGGCGGCCUGCACCUGCCAGCCAGACAUGGUGAGGUUCCUGAUGAGCCGGGGUAGCUCCGACCUGGCGCGGGCCCAGGACACCUUCAAGAACACCGUGCUCCAUGUUCUGGUGCUGAGGGCCCGGAACCUGCAGGAGAUGGUCAGCAUGUAUCACCUGGUGCUCGAGCUCAGCGAGAAGAAGCAGCUGAGUGACAGAACGGCCUCCAUGAACCAUCUGGAGAAAAUCCGCAACCUCCAAGGCCUGACUCCCCUGCAGCUGGCAGCCAAGGAGGGCCAGUUCGAGCUGUUCCAUUGCAUCCUAAACCGAGAGCUCUCCCCGGGACACAUGAUGGCCUACCUGGGCAGAAAGUUCUGCGAGUGGUCCUACGGGCCCAUAAGCUGCUCCCUGUACGACCUGAGUGAAGUGGACACCACGGAGCCCAACUCUGCCCUCAAGAUGGUCGCCUUCCACCCCGACAUGGAGAAAGCCUCCGACCUGCUGGUGGUGGAGCCCCUGCGGAGUCUGCUGCAAGCCAAGUGGGCCUCCUUUGCGGGCGCCCUGUUCGCCAUCAGCACCGCCUGGUACCUCAGCUACAUCGGGCUUUUCACGGCGCUCACGGCCCAGCGGCCGGGGAUGGAGGGGAGCCAGGAGUCUCCUGGCCCAACCCAGAGCGAGAGCCCCUGGAGGAUCUGGGGGCAGGUGUACGUCUUCCUGUCGGCCGUGGCCAUGAUAGUGAAGACGGGCCUGGACAUCAACUGGAUGAGGCCCUUCCGGCUCGCGCCCUUCCUGCUGCAAAGCUAUUUCCACGUGCUCUGUCUCUUCCAGGCCGGGCUGGUGCUCUGCUCUCUGGGGCUGUCCUGGGGCCGGGCGGAGACCGCGGCCGUGGUGCAGAGCCCGGCUCUGGUGCUGGGCUGGUUCAAUCUGCUCUACUACUCUCGGGGCUUCAAGCUCACGGGCAUCUACACGGUGGUCCUGCAGAAGAUGAUUCUCCACGACGUGGCCAGGUUCCUGUUAGUAUAUGUGGUUUUCCUCUUGGGUUUUGCUUCUGCCCUCUCGGCCCUGUCCGGUCCGUGUCCGGGGCCCGACCACUGUCCCUACGAUUCCGUGGGGAAUGCGUCGGGGGCCCUUUUCAAGCUGACCCUUGGGCUCGGGGACCUGUCCGGCCCGGAGCACUCCAGCUUUCCAGGCUUCUUCCUCUUCGUCCUCAUCAUCUACGUGAUUCUCACCUCCGUGCUUCUCCUCAACAUGCUGAUCGCCCUCAUGAGCGAGACUGCCACUGAGGUGUCCUCCAGGAACGAGAAAAUCUGGCAGGUGCAGAGAGCCAUCACUAUCCUGGACAUGGAGAGGUGUCUGCCAAUGGCCUGGCGCCAGAGGCUCCUGCGGGACAAGAUUCUCCGUGACCAGAAGGUGGGGCUGACCCCGAGCCAGGACGACGACCUGAGGACGUGCUUGCGAGUGAAUGAAGAAGAAUGGAAAAAGGCAAACGUGGUGGCGAGGGGACAGUUCAUGGGCAUCCAUGAGGACCCCAGCGUCUUUCCAGGUAUGGAAAAAUAAAAGUGACUCCGUGCCCAGGGUCCUGGUCCAGGAGUCAGAAGGGCCUGAGUUCAAAUCUGGCUUCAAACCUAGCUGUGGGAUUCUGGGAAAAUCGUGUCCCUUCUGUCUGCCUCAGUUUCCCCAUCUGUGAAAUGGAUUGUUGCGAGGAUCAAAUCAGAUAGUAAUUGUAAAGUGCUCAGUGCCUGACACAGGACAAGAGCGAAAUAAAAAUCAACCAUUGUUACAGCCA
This is a messenger RNA of Antechinus flavipes (yellow-footed antechinus), 2643 nucleotides long. RefSeq names its product transient receptor potential cation channel subfamily V member 3-like. Gene Ontology annotation, cellular component: membrane. Gene Ontology annotation, molecular function: calcium channel activity; protein binding. The record is from RefSeq and is a predicted model, not a curated record. Lineage: Eukaryota; Metazoa; Chordata; Mammalia; Dasyuromorphia; Dasyuridae. Gene Ontology annotation, biological process: calcium ion import across plasma membrane. The transcript is spliced from 18 exons. The coding region runs from base 135 to 2414 and encodes 759 amino acids.